Messenger RNA from Cariama cristata (Red-legged seriema), 616 nucleotides. RefSeq names its product transcription factor COE2-like. The annotation marks the transcript as partial. The transcript has 5 exons. The record is from RefSeq and is a predicted model, not a curated record. Gene Ontology annotation, molecular function: DNA-binding transcription factor activity, RNA polymerase II-specific; RNA polymerase II cis-regulatory region sequence-specific DNA binding. Lineage: Eukaryota; Metazoa; Chordata; Aves; Cariamiformes; Cariamidae. Gene Ontology annotation, biological process: regulation of transcription by RNA polymerase II.
CGCCAAGGUCGGCAUCAGCGAUGACAAGCGAGUGUUGGUAACCUCCAGCGGCACUCGCACAAGGUGGACGAUUCCCCGCUUUUCUCUGAAUGUAUUCUGCCUUUUCUGUUGUUGUUUUGCUGUUACUACUGCACAACCUGGUAAUGUCUUUGUCUCUCCCUCCACACCCCGUCCCGUAUGUUUCCUCUACAGCGGAGUAGCUUUGUCCAGAGCUCACUUUGAAAAGCAGCCACCCUCCAACUUGAGGAAAUCCAAUUUCUUUCACUUUGUUCUGGCUCUCUACGACAGACAGGGGCAGCCCGUGGAAAUAGAGAGGACAGCUUUUGUGGACUUUGUAGAAAAUGAUAAAGAGCAAGGCAAUGAAAAGACGAACAACGGCACGCAUUACAAACUCCAACUCCUUUAUAGCAAUGGUGUCAGGACUGAACAGGAUCUGUAUGUUAGACUCAUUGAUUCAGUCACUAAGCAGCCCAUAACUUACGAAGGACAGAACAAGAAUCCCGAAAUGUGCAGAGUUUUGCUUACCCAUGAAGUCAUGUGCAGCCGGUGCUGUGAGAAGAAAAGUUGUGGCAACAGAAAUGAGACUCCAUCUGACCCCGUAAUCAUCGACAGGUAG